GGGAAAACAACAGCAGGAGCAAGAUGGCGUCGUCCAUGAGUGGGAUGUUUCCCGGCCAGCAGCCGACGGGUGGACAUCCCGUUGGGGGACCCAGUGGACCGGGCCAGCCGGGCUUUCCUGGUACCGCUGCGCGAGCCCAGGGAAACAACACGCUUGUAGAUGAACUGGAGGCUUCUUUUGAGGCCUGUUUUGCAUCCUUGGUAAGCCAAGACUAUGUCAAUGGGACAGACCAGGAGGAGAUUCGAACUGGUGUGGACCAGUGCAUUCAAAAGUUCCUGGACGUGGCUCGACAGACCGAGUGCUUCUUCUUACAGAAGAGGCUGCAGCUUUCUGUGCAGAAACCCGAGCAGGUGGUGAAGGAGGAUGUGUCAGAGUUGCGUAAUGAGCUGCAGAGGAAAGAAUCGCUGGUUCAGAAGCAUUUGGGGAAGCUGCAUCACUGGCAACAAGUGCUGGAGGAUGUCAGCGGUCAGCAUCGUAAACCCUCAGACCUCCCCCCGCCUGGACCACUGGCCUUUCUGGAGCAGGCAUCUGCAAGUCUGCCUCCGGCUCCAUUAAAGCCAAACUAGCACAAUUGAGUUUGCCCCAUAUUCUGACUUUUGUGCGUCAACCAUGGAUAACAAAGAAACACAACCAGACCCAAAAUAAUGAGUGAGUCAAUGUCUUUUAGGACACUGUUGCAUUUACUUUUGGAUUGGAAUGAUAAUAUCUCCAGAAUAUUCACUGACCAGAGUCUGCAACAGCUGUCUGGAGGUGGUGCUGAAACAGGAAAUGCAUGCACGCAGUCAUCAGUCAUACACACUUUAUUUCAAGUGUGUAAGAUGAUUGGGGCACAUUUGUGAAAUGUGACCGAACCUAAUUGGAAAAGUACACAAACCACAUACUUCAUAUGACGUUGGCUGUCAACAGACGGUCAAAUAGACCUAGGUUUCUUGCUGAGCUAUAGACAAUUUUUGUUAUUUCAAUAUAGACUUGUAUAUUAUUUUGUAUUUAAAUAUUUCCAAUGCUGACUUUUGUAUUGAAAAAAUAAAAGUAGUCAGGAUUUUAAAUCUG
Menidia menidia (Atlantic silverside) is the source of this 1050-nucleotide messenger RNA. Lineage: Eukaryota; Metazoa; Chordata; Actinopteri; Atheriniformes; Atherinopsidae. The record is from the annotation of a GenBank genome assembly.